Molecule: messenger RNA, 682 nt
Organism: Drosophila serrata
Lineage: Eukaryota; Metazoa; Arthropoda; Insecta; Diptera; Drosophilidae
Gene: ORMDL
Product: sphingolipid biosynthesis regulator orosomucoid 1-like
Cellular component (GO): endoplasmic reticulum membrane
Source: RefSeq, a predicted model, not a curated record
CUGGAAAAAUAUCGGUGGUAGAUGUUUGCAUCAACGAUUCUCCACCUCUAUUGUUUAUACUAUUGUUAUUAGUCAAAUAAAUAAAAUGACGUCUAUUGCCGGAGGCCACGGCGAGCCGAACCCUAACAGCUCCUGGUUGAGUGCCCGCGGGUUUUGGCUGACCUACCUUUUGGGCCUCCUGCUGGUGCACCUGCUCUUUUUAUCAGUGCCGUUCGUCAGCAUUGCAUGGGCAUGGACGGCCACCAACCUGCUCCACAAUGCGGCUCAUCUGUACUUCCUACACGUCAUCAAAGGGGCUCCUUGGCUGAGCACGGAGAACGAUCCAAGCCGGCGGUGGACGCACUGGGAACAGAUUGACGACGGCGUGCAAAUGACCACCACCCGCAAGUUCCUCACAGCCGUUCCCAUUGUCCUUUUCUUACUUACAUGCUUGUACACCAGGAACAACACAGAACACUUUAUAGCCAAUUUCAUAUCACUUGUGGUGGUAACGCUUCCAAAAUUGCCCCAGUUCCAUGGUGUGAGAUUGUUCAACAUCAACAAGUAUUAGGACGAGUGUCAUAUAUUCGAAAAAUAUUUGUUGAAUUCCUGCCUUUUUGGGAUAGGGGCACUUUUGUACUUGAUAUGUAAAUCGUGUAAAUAUUCGUAUAUAAAUAAAUGUACAUAAACAUUGGUUACAGUA